Molecule: messenger RNA, 2718 nt
Organism: Anneissia japonica
Lineage: Eukaryota; Metazoa; Echinodermata; Crinoidea; Comatulida; Comatulidae
Product: spermine oxidase-like
Exons: 7
Coding region: 367-1833 (488 amino acids)
Molecular function (GO): polyamine oxidase activity
Source: RefSeq, a predicted model, not a curated record
CGCGCUACUUGGCCCAGAUGUGCAGAGUUCCACAACUGCAGCGUAGUAUGGAUUCAAGAUAGCUUUCCAACGUAUAGCAUCACGCAAGGCACAAGAGACCAGAACGUACGAAGGUGAAGUAGCGUUUGCAUAAUAAGUUGCAAUUUAGCGGAACUAGUGUAUGACUAUCUAAGAUAUGCGACCUAGAACAGUUUCAGCUCACAUUAACCCUCAGUAGGCCUAGGCUACAGUUGGACGACUACCUAGGGCCUAGCCUAUGCCCCCUGAUAAUCACCGUUGACCUGCAAGAGGCAGCGACACGUGGCGGGCUUGUUUUGCUUCUUUUUUUUUUUUUUUUUUAAUAGUUCAUGUCAGUCAACGUUAAGCAUGGCAAAGAGUUGCCCUCGAACCAGCGUUAUUGUUAUCGGUUCAGGAAUUGCAGGUUUAAGUGCUGCAAGGAAAUUGACACAGUGUCUCCCUAAUUGCAAGGUUACAAUUUUAGAAGCACUGUCAAGACCAGGAGGACGAAUAAAUUCAGUUGAAAUAAAUGAGAAUGAAUUCAUGGAGGAAGGUGCCACCUGGGUUCACGGCAUUGAGGAUAAUCCAGUACACAGUUUGAUCAAACAUAAUCAAGUAUUUAAUAAAUACCACUACCUUAUCAAAUACAAAUUCUGUAAACUAAAUGGAGAUGAAGUGCCUACUGAGCAUAUUAAAAAAUAUAAAAGAAUAUAUCGUAAGAUAAAAGCUGAUGCUGAAAAUAUAUAUCAGGACGGAAGUACUCUGCAAAAUGGAGAGAAGUCAGUUGGAGAAUUUCUUCAGAAAGAGUUUCAACGUAAACUAAAAGAUUUGAAGUUGACUAGAGAAUGUGAAAAUACAGCGAGCAGUGUUUUUUAUAGCAAUUCACUAAUUGAAUGUUGCAUCUGCGGUUGCAAUAGUUUAUACGAUUUAGUUCUGAAUGAUUUUGGUGAAUAUGAAGAGCUUGGUGGCGGUGAUUUGCGAGUCCGAGGCGGCUACUCGCAGGUAAUUAAGGAGUUGCUCAAGAAACUUCCCGAGAACUGUGUAGUGUACAACUCAACUGUGACAGAGGUACACUGGAAAAAUGACCACAUACCAGAUGAAUCUUCCAAGCCUGUGAGAAUCGUAUGUGAAAAUGGCGAACAGUUUUUUGCUGAUCAUGUAAUUGCAACCCAGUCUCUCGGCCACUUAAAAGAGUAUGGAAGGGCGCUGUUUAAGCCACCUUUACCUCAAGUGAAGUUGGAUAUUAUUGAUCGCAUGGGAUACAACUAUAUAACAAAGGUUCACCUAAGGUACCAAACUCCAUUUUGGCAAGAUAAAUUUUCUAGAGUUAUUCCGUUGUGGGACAUAUCACCUAAAGAUGUGGUAACCAAGCCCUCUGAAUUCACAAAGGAAACAUGGUUCAGACAUAUAUAUGACUUCGCUGUCCAUCCUUUCUUGUCAAACACGCUAGAAGUAUGGUUAUCUGGAGAAUCAGCUUUGCAUGUAGAAAGAUUGGAAAAUGAAAUUAUAAGCGACGCUUGUACAGAUCUACUGAGAAAAUUCUUGAAAGAUCCUUCAGUUCCAAAACCUGACGAGAUCUUGAAAACCUCAUGGAAUACCAAUCCGUAUUUCUUGGGGGCGUACUCCUACGUGGCUGUCGGUAGCAGCGGUGAGGACUGCGACGGACUAGCAGAGCCGCUAUGUGUUGAGAACAGCAACAGUGUGGACGUUCCAAGGGUUUUAUUUGCGGGUGAAGCCACCCAUAGGACAUUUUACUCUACAACCCAUGGUGCGUUGCUGUCAGGAGAGCGAGAAGCUGGACGCUUGAUCAGCUUUUACCAGUGCAAAUUUAAGUAAAUUUAUCUGGUAGGCCAGGCUGAACCCCUUAUCAGGCUUUACCAAUGUAGCCGAGAUGGUUUUUGUCCUACAUUCUGAUAAGCCUGGGUAUAGGCUUGAAAGGGGACCAUUCAUAGUACAGUAAAUUUCAUAACAUAAUAAUUGAACUUUGAUAAGCAAUUGUAUAAGUAAUAAUUAUGAGUUACCAUGUGCUACCUACCUAGGUUAUCCUGGUUUUAUAUUCACUGGUUUGCUGUAUUUUAAGUUUUAAUACUGUUUUUUUUUUUUUUUAUUGGUAAUUCUUUAACUUUGUGCAAUCAUUUUCAGUAUUGUUGUUCUGAAGCACCAAAUAUAUUUCCAUUUGACAAUAUAUAAUAAACCACAUUUAUUUUUAUUUAGAAUAUAAUGAUUAAGGAUAGGCCUACAAAAACAAGCGAGAGAAUAUAUUAUUUAUACCUGUAGGCAGGGCUGGAAAAAGUGCGCGAACGGCGGUCGGAGACAUUGACCAUUAACCCGGAGGCAUUUUAGAAAAAAACUAAUUUGUUGUUGUUGUUACACAUUGCAAUUUAAUGCAUACCGAUAAUUAAAUUGGAUAUUUAUGCUUGCUCCAAACCACUAAAUGUACUACUGUUUAGCUAUAAUAGUGUAAAGAUAACAUUUAGCGCUGGUGGCAUUUGAUCAAGAUAAUUUUCAUGGUCGGAUGCUCAAAAAUAUUUUUUCCAGCCUGACCUAUAGAACCUAAAUUGGCAGAAAACAUUCUUAAAGGUUUUAUUCUUAUUGGUAAUUCUUCACUUAAUGACUUUGUGCAAUCGUUUUCAAUAUUGUUGUUCUGGAGCAUCAAAUAUAUUUCAUUUCAUUGGACAAUAUAUAAUAAACCACAUUUGUGAGGUCUCACCACGAAAUGAG